GACAUGUGCAUUAUGUUUACAUCAGAAUCUGUCAAGCAAAGAUUAAUGUAAACAAAAUUCGUUUUGGUUGUAUAAGUUUCAUUUAAUCUUAAAAUGUAAUUAAAGUUAUUUUUAAAUAAUGUUGGUCUUCGAUAUAAACGAAUUAAAACUUUUAAAAUUACAAAUCAAAACAUGGGAAUGUGAAUUUUUCCGAACCAAUUCAAAGAAGCCUUCUAAAGAAGAUAUUCACCAGGCUCCACCCGAUAUCAAAGAUGCCUAUAGAAAUUACUGGAAACUAAAGAACAAGAUAGAAAAUGAGAGGGAAGAUGUUUGGAGUGAAAGUUUUAACAAAUCUAACCAAAGGGCAAAAAAUUCCAGUGGAAGUUGUAGCAUUGAAAUGAUUUGUGAUAAAAUAAAACAGAAGUCAAAUAUUGAUAUGACUAAAGUUUUGUCAUCUAAACAAGGUCUCAAAGAUGUCAUUACAGAAUAUAAAAACAAAUUAUUUGCUGAUACUAGUACUUCAAAUGAGUAUUUAGAAUCUUCUAAUGAUAACAAUACAAAUCAUACAUACCUUGAUGAUUCAGUACAUGGAAAAAAUGAAUCUCCUCCUGAAAUACAUCAUUGUGAAGAGAAAUUAUCAAAUACUGAGCAAACUCCAAUAAAUGAAAAUGAAGAAGACAGCAGUAUAAAUUCUAUUGCAGAUAUCAAAGUUAUUAAAGCUCAUACAAAAUUCACUAAAUCUGAUAAUGUUUAUAAAAAAGCUAGUUGUGUUAAUCUAUUAUAUUCUUCUGUUAAUUCUACAAAUUCAUUUAAAAAACUGAGCUUCAAGCAAAAUAUUGAUGAAAAAUGGUUAGAUAGAUGCAAUAAGAGUAUUUUAAAUGAUUCAAAUGCAAGCAAAACUCUGGAUAAAAGAUCCAACCAGCUGUCUGCAAUUAAUAAUGAAAAUAAAUUUACAGAUAAUGACAAUAAUGAAUUUGAAACUCCUGUUUCUUUAAAAUUUAUUUCAGAGUUGUCUGAAACAAAAUUAGAAACUAAAACUCUUUUGAAAAUGGCACCUACUGAAUCAGUUAAAAGUAUUGAUGAUUCAAAUAAAGAGCACUUUCCUAUUUGUAAAAAUGCACUUUACCUCAACUCCCCUGGAAAAGAGAGUCAUUCUGAAGUGCUUGACAGCAAUGAAAACAAACUUCCAUGUCUAAAUCAAUUGAACCCUAUAGCAUCAAAUCUAGAAACUACUGAAAUAUAUGAAGAACCAAGAAAAAGUAAAAAACGGAAACUAUCUUCUGUUAUACAAUCAACUAGUCCUAACACAUCACACAAAGCUAAUCAUCUUAAAAGGAAAAUAGCAUCUGGAACUUUAAAUGAAAACUUUAUAAAUCUUAAUAUUAAGAAAAAGAAAUUUUCACGUGGUCAUCGACCUGUAAAUGUGAAAAAAUUGAAGUGGAAGAAAUGGAAACAACUAAAAAAAUCUGGAGAUAGUGGAAACAUACCGGUUAUGACUGGUUGUUUCAAGUGUGGUCAACUAGGACAUUGGGCUAAGCAAUGUAAUGUUUCUGCAACUCCAAAAGAAACUGCAUUUGAAGAAGAAGAUGAUGCUGCAGAUACACCUCUACCUACUCUUGAAGAAGCUGCAAAAUUAGCUCAAGAGACUACAGUUAAAAAGCUGUCAGUUCCAAAUCAAAAUUUUGACUGUAAAACUUCAGAUAUUCUACCCGACAACUCAACUGAGAAUGAAGCAAAUCAAGUUAGUGCCUCUCUUUCUCUUAAUGAAAUAGAGCUACCUAAACAUUCAAUGAAGCCAUUAUAUGAGAUUACUGAAGAUGGAAAACCAAUAUCAACUCCUGCUGCUGUUUAUGAAGCUUUGAAAGAAAUGGGAUAUUCAAGCUUCAGAGAUGGUCAAGAAUCUGCUGUCAUGAGAGUUCUAUGUGGUUUAUCUACCCUAGUAGUUUUACCUACAGGUUCUGGAAAAUCUUUAUGUUAUCAGCUCCCAGCAUAUAUGUACUCUAAAAGUAAUAAAUCUUUAGCCAUUGUUGUUUCACCUUUAGUUUCUCUAAUGGAAGAUCAGGUUACAGGUUUACCAUCUUGCCUUCAUGCUGUAUGUCUACACAGUGGAAUGACUGACAUACAACGGUCCAAUGCAAUAAAAGAUAUUACGGAGGGAUUAGUACAAAUAUUGCUUGUAUCUCCUGAAGCUGUAAUCAGUGAUUUCAAAUUUGCUGACAUAAUUUCAGAUCCUAAAACACCGCCCAUAUCAUUUGUUUGUAUUGAUGAAGUACACUGUAUCUCUCAGUGGUCUCAUAAUUUUAGGCCAUCUUAUUUGCAGUUGUAUAAGGUUCUGACUAAGAAAAUGGGAGUUACAUGUAUUUUAGGUUUGACUGCUACUGCUACCCAAUCAACUAUUGAAGAUAUAACUUCAAGCUUAGGUUUAAAAUGUAUUGGUGAAUCUGUAAUUGGGCAUACUAAUAUACCACAUAAUCUGCUUUUGUCUGUUUCAAAAGACAAAUAUAAAGAUCAGGCUUUGUUACAACUUCUGAGAGGAGAUCGUUUUCGAAAGUGCUCUUCAAUUAUCAUAUACUGCAUUCGUCGAAAUGAAACUGAGCGAUUAGCUGCCUUUAUACGAACUUCUAUGCAGGAUGAAUUGCUACCUGAAAAUGAAGAAACAACAAAAAAGAAAGCUAAAUCCAAAAAAAGACGCUUUGCUUGGACAGCAGAAGCUUAUCAUGCUGGAUUGGCUCCACCCAGAAGACGGUCGAUACAAAAACAGUUCAUGUCAGGAAAACUUCGGAUUGUAGUAGCUACAGUUGCUUUUGGUAUGGGUUUGGAUAAGCCAGAUGUACGAGCAGUUAUACACUAUAACAUGCCCAAGAAUUUUGAAAGUUAUGUUCAAGAAAUUGGUCGUGCUGGUAGGGAUGGUUUGAAAGCUCACUGUCAUCUAUUUCUUGAUAGUGAGGGAAAUGAUAUAUGGGAACAACAAAGGCACAUUUAUUCAAACAGUAUUGACAGGCAUACUUUACGAAAGCUUCUUAAAAGAAUUUUUGUGUCUUGCAAAUGUCCUCCUGAGAAAAGAAUUGAUGAUUCUGUUCAGAUAAAUGAUGAUUCAAAACAUCAUAAUAUUUGUCGUAAACAUGAGGUAGCCUUUCCUAUAAAUGAAACUGUUCAGGAGCUUGAUGUAAAACAAGAAAAUGUUUCAACUCUUCUUUGUUACCUGGAAUUGCAUCCUAAACAGUGGAUUGAAAUACUGUCUCCAACAUAUGCUGUUUGCUCUAUAAGAUGUUACGGAGGCUCUAAACAAAUGCAUUCCAUUGCAUUAAAGAAUCCUGCCAUUGCAACAGCUAUUGCUUUAGAUGUUCAGAAUGGUAAAAAAUGGGAUAAAAGUUCAAGUCUAACAUUUCCUGUUGUAAAAAUUGCAUCUGCUAUUGGAUGGAAAUCAGCUGAAUUAAAGCGAAAUCUGAAACAAUUGGAAUGGAAUGAUAUGAGAAAAAAAACUGGAGUUAUUGUAGAAUUUUCAGAUCUCGCAUUCCAUAUUUCUGCUCCUGGAAAUCUUUCAGAUGAAGAAAAAGAUGAAGUUCUAGACUUUUUGCACAACAAAGUUAUGACUGCUGAGGAAACAGAAUUAAAAAACCUCAAAUUAUUAUUUUCUGUUUUCCAAAAGUUUUCCAUGAUUCGAUGCUUGGAUUGUUGUGAUGAAGUAAAUAUAGAAAAUAGUGAAGGAAUUAAAGCAGCUAUAAACAAAUACUUUGCAAGAGAUGAUUUACUUUUGGAUGAAUUCAAAAACAUUAUUACUUCUGCUGAAUCCAGCAAUGAGGUUGAUCCAUCAUACAUUAAAUCCCUCAUCAGGGAUCUUAUCUGCACACACCAAGAUCACAGUUUUACUGGACGGGCUAUUGCACGUAUUUUUCAUGGAAUUGACAGCCCUUGUUUUCCAUCCGAAAUUUGGGGUAAAGUUCGGAAAUUUUGGAGAUGUUUAUUGCAUGUCAAUUUUAAUACUAUAAUGAAAUUGGCAAAUGAAGAAUUAAGAAACUUGAAAUGA
Molecule: messenger RNA, 4006 nt
Organism: Argiope bruennichi
Lineage: Eukaryota; Metazoa; Arthropoda; Arachnida; Araneae; Araneidae
Gene: RecQ4
Product: ATP-dependent DNA helicase Q4-like
Exons: 22
Coding region: 119-4006 (1295 amino acids)
Biological process (GO): double-strand break repair via homologous recombination
Cellular component (GO): cytoplasm; chromosome; nucleus
Molecular function (GO): 3'-5' DNA helicase activity; ATP binding; nucleic acid binding
Source: RefSeq, a predicted model, not a curated record